AUGAUUUUGUUGUUCAAUAUUUUUCCCCUUAGUAUUAACUUAAAAAAACAAAAUAACUGUGCUUUUCUUUUUCUGCUAUUCAGAAUCUGUUCAACUCUCGAAUUCUAUGAUAUAUAUACUGAUUUGGCUCCAAUGUCUGAUUCGACGUACAAUAUCCACGAUCCUAAUCCGUACCUAAUAAUCUCUGAAUUUCAAUAUUGA
Molecule: messenger RNA, 201 nt
Organism: Schistosoma bovis
Lineage: Eukaryota; Metazoa; Platyhelminthes; Trematoda; Strigeidida; Schistosomatidae
Source: the annotation of a GenBank genome assembly